GCAAAGUGGUAUACUUCUUAGCAUGAGCGGCAUGCCAUAUACUCGUAUGUACAUAUUUAGUUAUGUAUAAAUGCAUAGAUGCUGUAUGUUGUCGGAGGUAAACAAGUUCUAAAUAUCAAAUAGGAGUUGUUAACUAAUUCGUGGGCAUAAUUGCAACUUGCAAAGUUAUCGCAAUUUUUGUACAUAAAAACCAAAAAUAAAAACAAAAAAAGCCAAACUACGAAAUAAAGUGCGCCGCACCGUAGUUUUAUUUAAAUAUACAAACAUAUUUUUAAAGGUGAAAUUAGUUGUUUUGUCGUGUACCGAAUUUUAAUUUCAAAAUUGUUUGAUAAAAGUACAAACCUAUCGAAGUGCUCAAUAUUUGAAUACAUCCACAACAAACAAACGUACAGAACGUGCUGGCAAGAAUUUUUAAAAAGCAAUGCAUGAUCACAUUGAAAAUUCAGCAGCUUUUGUAUCAAAAAGUUUGCAAGAAAUUGCCUUGAAUGCCGCCCAAGAGGAGUAUAAUUUAGUACCUGAGCCCGUCAGUAUAGAAUUCGAAGACUUAUCAUAUACAGUUGUUUGGGGAAGCAUCAGGAAAAAACGCAAAGAAAUUCUUCAUGGAUUAAGCGGAAAAAUACCAAGCAGUCAAUUAGUUGGCAUUAUGGGGCCAUCAGGUGCUGGAAAGUCAAGGCUUAUAGAUGUGAUUUCCGGGUUUACAACUAAAGGCAUAACUGGAUCUAUUUUAGUGAAUGGCACAUUGCGUAACUCAGCACGUUUCAGAUCCAUGUCCUGUUACAUAACACAAGAUGACAGACUGCAAGAAUUGCUGACUUUAGAAGAAAAUAUGAGUAUUGCUGCUGAACUAAAGUUGGGGAAAUCAAAAGGAGAAAAGCAAAAAAAAUAUAUCAUCGACGAGAUUACAAAUGCACUGGGUUUAUCGGAGCAACGCCACACAAAAACAUCUGAAUUGUCAGGUGGACAGCGGAAAAGACUCUCGAUCGCUUUGGAGCUGCUCAACAACCCCACUAUAAUGUUCCUCGAUGAACCAACCACCGGCUUGGACAACAGUUCAUGUACAAAAGUGUUGGAGUUAUGCAAACACUUGGCACAGCAAGGUCGAACUAUUAUUUGCACGAUUCACCAGCCGAGUGCAAGACUUUUCCAGCUAUUUGAUCAGGUGUAUAUAUUGGGGUCUGGAAAAUGUGUGUACCAGGGCUGUCCAAAUAAGUUAAUGCCAUUUCUAGAGUCCGUCAAUUUACCAUGCCCACUAUAUCACAAUCCAGCCGAUUUCAUUAUCGAAUUAGUGGUGGGGGAAAAUAGCAAAGAAAACAUUGAUUACUUGAAUUCGAACAUUCAAAAUGGCAAAUGUACUGAUUGGCUUCGAAAUUGCUGCACGGAUUCCUUUACAUCAGUUGACAAUCUACAUAAGACGAGUGUUUCAGACGUCGAACCACCGAGAACUGAAAUCGGCUAUUACUAUCAGUUACAGGUUCUUUUACGACGCGAUCUAAUCAAAAUGAAACGAAAUAAAAUGCUGACGCACCUACGAAUAGCCGCGAACGUUUUUGUUAGUAUAAUUUUGGGCGCUAUAUUUGUCAAUGUGGGCAGCGAAGCUUCACGAAUGCACCAAAAUUUUAACUGCUUAGUUGUUGUAAUGUUAAAUAACGUAAUGGGCACGGCACUAUUGACCUCCGUAACAUUUCCACUUGAAAUGUCUGUUUUACUUAAAGAACACUUUAAUCGGUGGUAUUCACUGAAAGCUUACUACACCGCCAUUACAUUGAUGGAUCUUCCAAUAACGUUUAUUUGUUGCCUUUUGUUUUCCGUAAUCGUCUAUGUUUGGACUUGCCAACCAAUGGAACUAUCACGUUUUUCUAUGUUCAUGGCGGUGAACUUCUUAUCGAUUGUUGUUGGUCAAAGCUGUGGACUGCUAUUGGGUGCAUGGUUCAAUGUGACUAAUGCUUUCUUCUUAACAACAAAACUGAUGAUAAUAGCGCUAAUAUUUUGUGGUCAAAGCAUUGUCCGUCGCGAUAUGCCUCCAAUAUUCCGCUGGGGUACAAGUCUUUCGUACUUUCGCUACUCCUUGGAAGGACUUAUAAAUUCUGUUUACGGACAAAAUCGACACCGAUUAAGUUGUAACGGGGCAUUUUAUUGUCACUAUAAAUAUCCAAAACAAUUUAUGGAGGUAAUGGAUAUACCUGAUCGAUACUGGACUGAUAUUGCUGCACUAUGUUUAAUCUCUAUGAUUUUUAGGAUAGCUGCAUAUUUUGUUUUAAAAGUUAAAAUACAAUCAACAAGAUAAAACCUCGGGUAAUAAAUUAUGGUGGAUUGAAUUAACUUUUUUUUUUGAACGUGUGUUGUAGCAGCAUUAUACAAGAGAACAUUGAUUUUAUAGAGAAGGUUCGGGAACGAAUGAGCAUGUAUCAUAAAUACCAAAUGCUAACAAAACGCGGCAACGAAGUUUUUGUAAUUCCAACACCUGAGAAUAUUAAUGGUGAGAAAUCGUCCAUUAACAUUCUCUGCUAACACGAUUGGGAAAAAGUUAGCAUACUGAGCAUAAUCAAGAGAAUUAUAGAUGGUGCUUGCAUUGAAAUGUAAAAUGCCGUGAUUUGGUGUUAGGUGAAAUAAAAUAAUGGCAGUUUAACAUUUUAACUUCCUUUUUUCUAAAUAAAUAUAACUCAAGUGCAUUCAAACAGCAGAGAAGUGCAUGUAUCUCCGCAACUUCCAGCAGCAGAAAUCGAGAAAGCCCAUCGCGCAAUAUGCAAGUUGGUACAACGAGGACAUUGCGGAAACGAACUCGCAGAUUUGUCUGCGUCACGUAAGUUCACGAAGAAAAGUUCAUUGUAAAGAGUGAUCAAUUUAGAGGUACUAGAUUUUAAAUUGAAAUAAAGCAACGAAAAUUCAAUUUAAUCAAGCAAUCAUUAUUAUUUUUGUGAAGAUAAAGACAAUCCCUUUCAAUCCCUUUGGUCUCAACCGCGCCAUAAUUCAGCCAUCCGUAAACACCAAUUUUGAAUGACUCGUUGGAGGACUUCGGUCGGUAUCUCGUAAAUACCUUUAGUAAAGUUGGUUUUCUAUCCUUCAAUCGAAGCUGGUUUGUCCAGAAAUCAGUUAGACUUUACAUAUCCCCACAAAUAAAAGCCCAAAGGUGUGAUAUCAAACGAUCUUGGUGGCCAAUCCACUGGUUCGAGACCAGAGAUAAAUUGCUCACCCAUAGGCCGCACCAAACGGUCGUUUUCAAUGGAUGUAAUGGCUGUUCUUGAAGAGCUUCGGAUUGCUCUUCAGCCUAAAAACGGUGAUUUUGAGGCCCAAAAAUGGGCCCCAUCGUUGUACAUCAUAAGGUGGCCUGAGCGCGGAA
Molecule: messenger RNA, 3337 nt
Organism: Anastrepha ludens (Mexican fruit fly)
Lineage: Eukaryota; Metazoa; Arthropoda; Insecta; Diptera; Tephritidae
Product: ATP-binding cassette sub-family G member 4-like
Exons: 11
Coding region: 422-2284 (620 amino acids)
Cellular component (GO): plasma membrane
Molecular function (GO): ATP binding; ABC-type transporter activity; ATP hydrolysis activity
Source: RefSeq, a predicted model, not a curated record